AUGCACUCCUAUGGGCAACAACAAUACGGCUCUCCCCAGCAGCAAUAUGGGCAACAAUACGGACAGCAGUAUGGAUCACCUUACGCAGAAGAGCAGUACGGUUCGCCGCAACAAGGACAAUACGGGUCACUCCCGCAACAGCAACAAGGCGGCGGCAACUUCCUCUCGCAAAACGACUUCUUGCAGCGCGUAUCGGCCAUCCGCCAAGACAUCAAGGGUCUGACGACCAGCAUCCAGAACAUCGCGAGCCUGCACCAGCAGGCGCUCGCCAGUGGCGACGACAGGGCGCGGCAGCAGCUGGACGACCUGGUAGCGGCGACGCAGGUCAAGAACACGUCGAUUCGCGGCCAGAUCCAGCAACUCAAGACCGACACGGAGCGCACGUCGGACAGCACCUUCGCGCUGAAGAAGCGGCAGUUCGAGAGCCUCAACUCGGACUUCAAGGACACGAUCCAGAAGUUCCUAGAAGAAGAGCAGCAGUACAAGCAGCGGUUCCGCGAGCAGAUCGCCCGCCAAUACCGCAUCGUCAACCCAAAUGCGACCGAGGAGCAGGUGCAGCAGGCGGCCGACGCCGACUGGGGUGACGAGGGCAUUUUCCAGACUGCUCUCCGAACGAACCGCAGCGGCCACGGCGCGACGGUGCUCGGCAGCGUGCGGGCGCGGCACAACGACAUGAUCAAGAUCGAGAAGUCGAUCCUGCAGCUGCUGGAGCUGCUCGAGAUCCUCAACAACCAGAUCGUGGAGCAGGAAGCCCUGGUCGCCGACGUGGCCACCAAGGCCGAGGAGACGACCCAGCAGCUCGACGGCGCCAACGUCCAGAUCAAGAAGAGCACCGUCAGCGCCCUCCGCGCCCGCAAGCUCAAGUGGUGGUGCCUCGGCAUCUGCGUCCUCAUCGUCAUCAUCAUCGCCCUCGCCGUCGGCCUGUACUUCGGCCUUAACCAGGCGGGGGCCGAUGCUGCGAACAACGGUACCCAGUGA
Messenger RNA from Chaetomium fimeti, 978 nucleotides. RefSeq names its product t-SNARE. Gene Ontology annotation, cellular component: plasma membrane; endomembrane system; SNARE complex. The transcript is spliced from 2 exons. The coding region runs from base 1 to 978 and encodes 325 amino acids. Gene Ontology annotation, biological process: exocytosis; intracellular protein transport; vesicle fusion. Gene Ontology annotation, molecular function: SNAP receptor activity; SNARE binding. The record is from RefSeq and is a predicted model, not a curated record. NCBI's taxonomy places the organism in Eukaryota, Fungi, Ascomycota, Sordariomycetes, Sordariales, Chaetomiaceae.